Molecule: messenger RNA, 5887 nt
Organism: Mus caroli (Ryukyu mouse)
Lineage: Eukaryota; Metazoa; Chordata; Mammalia; Rodentia; Muridae
Source: RefSeq, a predicted model, not a curated record
GCGUCGGCCCCUUUAAGAACCCCUCCCCCCACGCCGCGCGGCCGGGCGCAGGGUGGUCUGGAGCGCGAGGGGUGUACGGGCGCCCUGGCACGAGCGUCCCGGGCCGGGCGGGGCGACGGAGGCAGUGUUGGUGCUGGGGUGUCUGCUGUGACAGCCGCGCCUGGUACCCGAGCCCCCGUCGCCUCGCGCCUUGGCGGGCGCAACGCACGUGGCUCCGGCCGCGAUUUCGCGCCCGUGGGGGCCCCCUUGGUCGGGCGUGUCAGCAACGCCGGCUGGAGAACCCCUGGACAGUAGUUUGCAGCUGUUAACAUCUGGCAGGACCUCUCCAGGCCUUUCUCUUGGUCGGUGCGGUGCGGGCCGAGUCAGUGCGAGUGGGGUUCGAGUGGUGAGGCUGGCCCAAGGGACUACUGUGCUCCCGGCCUCCCACCUCAGAGAUGGGGCAGGGAGGCCUCCCAGAGAUUCCAUCGAGCCCUCGAGGUUCCCAGUGGCCCUGGACUACCCAGCUUGUCCUGAGUGCCAGUUCUGCCUACGACUGACCCUCACAUUGGGGCCAGGCUAGGGGAGUACAGUGGGUGGAUCCCGUCCCCUGCCCUACCCGUGUGAGUUUCCUCCGAGGCCUGUUUGGCUGUGUGAGUGGUGGAUCUUCCCCCUCCCCCUAGCCCUCAGUGGGUCUGAGCUGCCUGACUGUGGGAAGUUUGCCGUCUGGGACGGUGACCUUGGGCUGCUCUGGCCGGAUCUCGGAGAGGAGCCUACUGAGUGCGCUUGGCCUUGGGAGCUGUCCACCUUCUAUUCGUCUCCCUGUAUCCGCGGAGGCUGUGCAUAGGUGUUCUGCAGACCAUGAACUGAUCACUAGUCCCAGACAUUCAUGAGCACAGUGUGAGGCUCCUGAUCACCACCCAGCAGCCCCUUCCUCUCUGGCACUAAGGACCCCCGGAGAAGAUGGGGAGGAAAAAGAUUCAGAUCCAGCGAAUCACUGAUGAACGGAACCGCCAGGUGACCUUCACCAAGCGGAAGUUUGGGCUGAUGAAGAAGGCCUACGAGCUGAGUGUGCUGUGCGACUGCGAGAUCGCGCUCAUCAUCUUCAACCACUCCAACAAGCUGUUCCAGUAUGCCAGCACCGACAUGGACAAGGUGCUGCUCAAGUACACCGAGUACAACGAGCCGCACGAGAGCCGCACCAAUGCUGACAUCAUCGAGACCCUGAGGAAGAAGGGUUUCAACGGCUGUGACAGCCCAGAGCCGGAUGGGGAGGACUCACUGGAGCAGAGCCCCCUGCUGGAGGACAAGUACCGGCGGGCCAGUGAGGAGCUGGAUGGGCUCUUCAGGCGCUAUGGGUCAUCUGUUCCGGCCCCCAACUUUGCCAUGCCUGUCACAGUGCCCGUGUCCAAUCAGAGCUCCAUGCAGUUCAGCAAUCCAAGUAGCUCUCUGGUCACUCCUUCCCUGGUGACAUCAUCCCUUACGGACCCACGGCUCCUGUCCCCCCAGCAGCCAGCACUACAGAGAAACAGUGUUUCUCCAGGCCUGCCCCAGCGGCCUGCUAGUGCAGGAGCCAUGCUGGGUGGAGACCUCAACAGUGCUAAUGGAGCCUGCCCCAGCCCCGUUGGGAAUGGCUAUGUCAGUGCCCGAGCUUCCCCUGGCCUCCUCCCUGUGGCCAAUGGCAACAGCCUAAACAAAGUCAUCCCUGCCAAGUCUCCGCCCCCACCUACCCACAACACCCAGCUUGGAGCCCCCAGCCGCAAGCCUGAUCUGCGGGUCAUCACUUCCCAGGGAGGCAAAGGGUUAAUGCAUCAUUUGACUGAGGACCAUUUAGAUCUGAACAAUGCCCAGCGCCUUGGGGUCUCCCAGUCUACCCACUCGCUCACCACCCCAGUGGUUUCCGUGGCAACACCAAGUUUACUCAGCCAGGGCCUCCCCUUCUCCUCCAUGCCCACUGCCUACAACACAGAUUACCAGCUGCCCAGUGCAGAGCUAUCCUCCUUACCAGCCUUCAGUUCACCUGCAGGGCUGGCACUAGGCAACGUCACCGCCUGGCAGCAGCCCCAGCCACCCCAGCAGCCACAACCGCCACAACCGCCACAGUCACAGCCACAGCCACCACAGCCACAGCCACAGCAGCCACCUCAGCAACAGCCCCACUUGGUCCCCGUUUCUCUCAGCAACCUCAUCCCUGGCAGCCCCUUGCCUCACGUGGGUGCUGCUCUCACAGUCACUACCCACCCCCACAUCAGCAUCAAGUCAGAACCAGUGUCCCCAAGUCGUGAACGCAGCCCUGCACCUCCUCCACCAGCUGUGUUCCCAGCUGCCCGCCCUGAGCCUGGCGAAGGUCUCAGCAGCCCAGCUGGAGGAUCCUAUGAGACCGGGGACCGGGAUGAUGGACGGGGGGACUUUGGGCCCACACUAGGCCUGCUGCGCCCAGCCCCAGAGCCUGAGGCUGAGGGCUCAGCUGUGAAGAGGAUGCGGCUGGAUACUUGGACAUUAAAGUGAUGGUUCCCACUCCCUCCUUUCAGCCUCCCUGAUGAAGAGUUGACAAUCUCACCGCCCACCCCUCCUUAUCCUGGGCUCCUCCCGCUCGACCCCACUUCCUUUCUUCUGCUCCAUGUCCUGUUGAUGGUUACAUUUGUGUAUAAUUAUAUUAUUAUUAUUGUUAUUAUUAUUAUUAUUAUAUUUUUAAAUUCGAAUUCUCGCUUUAGAGAGAGGGAUGCUCUUGCCCCUUUCUUGCCCCCACCAUUUUCACUGAUGGGGACUCUCUUUAUUGCGGGAAAGGGGGGACACUUUGCACGUUGUACACAUAUGCUGCAGGAAGGGGGGAGGCGGUAGGCCUUGGAGAAGGACAGGUGCCGAGCCCUGCAUGUGGAGCCCUCCCAUCCCAUUCCCAGAUAGAUGUAAAGAACCAAAAACUACCCAACAACAAAACCCAGAUAGUGGACUGAAACCCAAAGCUGGCUUGACGAUGGGCUUGUGUCUCAGGGGAUAGGAUGAGGCAGAGUUUCUGCUUCUGGGCUGUUCACGGCUAAUACCCAUCCUGGUCCCUCCAGCUUCCUGCAUACGUAUCACACUCGCUGAUCCUGUGUGUUACACUCUAAGAUCUGGAUGAUAGAAAGGCUGCCUAGGAAUCUGAGGCCAGGGAAGGGCUUGAGGGUGCAAUCUCUAGAGAUAACAUGGAGAGAGACAGCUGUAGAAAGAGGGCUGAUGAGGACAGAAGGACUGGGUGUGGUGAAUCGGGACCCUACUCCCAGCUUUUCUUUUAAGAUGUACAGUGCAAUAGCUCCCCAUCCUUUAGCCUACCCCAAUCCUAAAGAAAGCUGGCCAUGUACUGGGAGAGUUGGGAGAGGACCUUCAUUGAAGUGGCUCCAGGAUGGGCCAGAGUCGUCCUUUGGUUCCCUGGGGCACUGAGAGCAGGAGGCUUGUCAGGGGCAGGGUGGGGAGGACACCUCUUGGCUUUGUGCACCUGUGUCCAGGAGAGUACUUACUGGGCACAUGGAGGCUCCUGUAGAUGAGGCCCGGGCCCUUCCCCAGGCCUCCGAGCUCCUGCCCCUGACCCACCUCCCAGCUCUCUGCGUGCUCCUUGUCUCGCUACCUCCUGUCCCUCCACCUCCAGGCCACAUCCCAAACCUGCCCUCUUGCUACUGUAAUUGUAAAUAGAGACCUUUCAAAUGUUAGUGGUGUAACCGUCCAGGAAACUGUUGUGUUUGUUGUUGUUGUAUUGAUAUGAAAUGAGAUUCUAUUUUUGUCAAAGUAUAUUGUAAUAAUAAUGACUCAAAUGGCCCGUACUGUACAGAUGAGAUUCUUCUGCUGUGUUCUUGCCUUCCUCUCCAGACUAAUGCUUUGUUGCCUCCUCAGUGGGGCUGCAGCAAGCACCAGGGGCAGUGGAAGAAGCACUGGGUCCUUGGACCUCUUGCUGGAUCUGAGGUCAGACUGGAGGGAAUAGUUUGCCCCCUCCCCAGCCUGCUGUCACCACCCCUGCCCUUCCUCUGCUUCCCCACCUGAGGAAAGGGGAUGGGAGACCGCACACACUCCCUUGGAGUUCCUCCCAGCUGGAGGGUAGAGUUAGACAAGGCUCAGUGUUGUAGUACGAUGGUCUUUGCCCACCUGUGACCCAGCCUUUUGUAGUAUUUUGACACUUGAUGCAGGGAAGGAGCCAGAAGCAGAGGGGUGUGAGCAUGCUCGUGGGGGCGUAUCUGGGUUCACCCUGUAUUUAUGUGUUUGUGUGCAGCUGUGCGGAUGUACCUUUGAGUGACUCAAGCUCCAAGGGCCUCUGUGUGAGCUGGGUGUGUUUACAAGGGAUCAGCGCCUUCCAACUCUGUGGCUUCACCCCCUCCCCGGGCUGCUCUCAGUCCCAAAACAUUUUACUAAAGUCAUGGGGGACGGGUGCUAGUUGGCCUUCCUGUUUCUCCCCACAGCCUACCUCCACCAGGGCUUCACAUUUGGAGCUCUGCCUCCAUAUGGCUAUCCACUAGCCCCACCCAGGCAUGGUUCAUCCCUGGAGUUCUGACUUGUUUAUGGAGCCAACUCAAGUUCCUCUUGCCCGGAGCUUUGCCUUUUGUAAGGCAGGGACCCUCCCUUAGCCAGAGUUUACCCCAGUAGCUGACCAGGCAUGGGGUGCUACCCACAUGCCUACCUUCCCACUCCUCCUCACAAGUACUGGAGGGAGUUUUGCUUACGGCCUUGAAAGAAGCCAGGGCUGUAGUCCUGUGCUCCCCUUGAAGUAGCUGGCACAUUGUAGGCCCUCAGUAAAUGCUGAAUGGGUGGAUGACAGGUGCUCAAUAAAUGUGGAUUCAUGGCCUCAUCUCAGGCCCAUCCUUCAAGGCUGAGCUUGGCCACCAUUAGUUGUAGGUGAAGCCCUAUAGUUCACAGUGUGCUACUCAACAGUUUGCCAUCUGCUUCCCGAAAGCAAACCUGGCUUGUGAUUGCCUUGUACGGAUGCGUGCAUGCACUGUGCGUGUCUGCACACACGCGUAUGAGUUCCUGUGUGUCUCUGUCCCUGACUGUAGGGGCAGUCUGUGAAUGAGUAUGUGACAUUUCUGCAGUUUAGUAUCCCCAGGUUUCUCCUGGGGCUAUGCAGGGGCUUCUGGCUGGCCAGGUAAAUGGAUCCCUGGGAACCUAGACCUCAAAUGGGGACUUAUUUUCUUCCUCUCACAAGCCAAAUUUGCCUCCUCUCCACUCCCUCUACAGAACUGGGUAUUUGCCAAAGUAGCCUCUGGCGUCAUCCAGUGCCCUUCCCACCCAGGUUCCCCUCUGCUUUCAGGGAUAGUGGGACCGAGGGCCACCCCCACAUGCCUCAGUUUAGCACAUUUCCUCCAUCCCCAGCAGUGCAUCCACCCACCCCUCCCCAACUCAAACAGGAAGGAAGAAAGAAAUGCACCUUCUCUUGCUCGUUAUUUAUUUGUUUGGAGAGACAGAAAUGAUGAAAAAGUAUCUAAAUCUCUCUAUAUAUAUUUUUACCUAACUCUCUGGAAUCCCUGUGGGGGAAUGUAGGCUCUCCUAGAGGCUGGGAGCUCCUUGUUCUACCCUGUCUGCCUCUACAUAAGCAGAAGGGGUGGGAUGUAAUGGGGCAGGAGGGCUGAGAUUCCCAAGGAGAAUCUGAAUUCUCUACCCCAUUCAAGUCCCAGAAAGAGGGAAGAAGGGAGGGAUGGGCCAGCCAAGAGCUGACCUGUCCCGAAACUUGACAAUCACCCACACUCCUGGCUCCUGGGUCUGGGUGAGUCCAAGUGUGUGGCUGUUGGUUUGUUUUCAUUAUUUCUUUCCGUGCUGUACGGUGAUGCUUUCUAGUAUUCUGCACAUUAAGAAAAGUCCUCGAGAUUCUUAUGAGUUUGGUUUGAAAACUCUUUCACUAUAUUUGUUGUAAAGAGGUUUACUAUUAAAAGAAAAAAAGAACAUGUUUCUGAUA